AUGGCGGUGAUCUUUCCUCCGCUAUCCUGGACAAGCUCUAAGCUCCCGACCUGUCUCCUGGCAUGUGUGGUAGGGGGGCCGCUCAGCCCUCGACGCCAGGCCGGGCGGCGCGCAGGGCCUCCACCCAGCGGCGUCGGUGCAGAAGGAGAUCUCCGCGACGCCCCGCUUGAGCGCGCCACACUCGCAGUGGGACUGCGCCACCACCGCCAUCACCUUCUGCUCGUCCAGCGCCCAGCGCAGGGACGCGAGCGCGAUCGCGGGCGAGCGCAGCCACGGGCUCCCUCUGAGCCGCACGCGCCUCCUCGCCUUCCCGUCGCCCAGCCAGCCGCGCGCCGCCGCCUCGCCCAGCGCCCGGACGCCGUUCGCCUCGAGACCCACCGCCGCCACCCGGGGCCACGACGCGUCCCGGUUGCCCGCCAGCUCCAGCCGCUGCACGUUCUCCAGCCCGGCCAAGUCGCCGCCGCUCAGCGACUGCAGGCGGUUCAGCGACAGGUCCAGGAACCACACGGACUUGACGGGGCGGAACAGCCCGGCCGGGAGCGUUGUCAACCGGUUGCCGCCCAGACCGAGCGCCUGCAGGGACGGGCUCACCCCAGACAGCAGAUCCUGCGAGGGAACGCUUUCCAAGAGGGAAGAGAGCUGGUUGUUGUCCAAGCGGCGCAGCCCAGCGCCGCGAGGCGGUUCCCUCUGAGCAGCAGCCUCGUCGCUCGAGGAGCCGAUCUGGUUGAAGGAGAGCGGCGGCGCGCGCGGCAGCGCAUUCAGCUGGUUGCGAGACGCGUUGACGCUGACGAUCGCCACGAAGCGGUUGCUGGACAGGUCGACGGCGGUGGUUGGGCCGCUGCAGCGGUCGCUGGCGGAGAGCGAGCUGCGGCCGCGGCUAGAGCAGAGCACGCCGUCCCCGACUGGCCCGCCUUGGUGGACUGCGCUACGGCCGCCGUCACGCACCACGCGGCCACGCACGCCGCCAGCGCGCUCCCGCAGACACGCAUCGCUUCUUUGUGUGUGAGGAGCCGCUGCGGCACGCACUUUUGUGACGGCCGGGGAGGUAUACUCUCAUUUAAACGAAGUGGCACUUCAUGGUCAUAUGCGGAGGAGACGAGCUCCGAUUGGAUGGCACUCGUGGCCUCGAGGCGCCACUGUGUUCCAAAGCGACUGCAAGAGGCGCGUGCGUGGCAGGAUGGACGCGGUGGAAAGCCCGACCCACGCGACACAGCUGGGCGCCGGCGCCGGUUUUGCGGUUGA
This is a messenger RNA of Gryllus bimaculatus (two-spotted cricket), 1242 nucleotides long. The record is from the annotation of a GenBank genome assembly. NCBI's taxonomy places the organism in Eukaryota, Metazoa, Arthropoda, Insecta, Orthoptera, Gryllidae.